CAAGCGCUCCUCCCGGUUGUCAACAUCCGGUCUGUGUGCGUGUAGCGGCGUGUUCCACGGUGUUCUACGGUGGGUUCUACGGUGUGUUUGUUCUACUGUGCGUUCCACGGCUACCUCCCGGAGGAGUCCGCCGCUUCACUGAGCUGAGACUGGACCGUCAGCAUGGCUCACCUCACCCAGAACCCCGCCGACAAGGAGAGGUUCAUCUGCGUCUAUCCGAUCUACAUCAACAGUAAGAAGACUCUGGCUGAAGGACGAAGGAUCCCAGCAGAGAAGGCGGUGGAGAACCCGUCCUGUGCUGAGAUCAGAGACGUGCUGACGGCCGCCGGGAUGAACGUCUACAUGGAGAACAAAAUGCACCCCAGAGAAUGGAACAGAGACGGCCAGUUCAGAGGACGAGUCAGAGUUCAGGUGAAGCAGGAAGACGGAAGCUUCUGUCUGGACAAGUUCACGUCCCGUAAAGAGGUGAUGUUCUACGUAGCGGAGAUGAUCCCUAAACUAAAGACUCGGACUCAGAAGAGUGGAGGAGGAGACACCAGCUCUCAGCAGGGAGAAGGAGGCAAGAAGAGCAAGAAGAAGAAGAAAUAGACGCAAAGAAAUCACCUGUUUUCUUUUUUUUCUUUUUUAUUCAUUUUAAAUUUGACAUCAGAAUCUAAACUGAAGGUGGAGCCUGUUUUUUGUGAGUAUUUUUAUUUUUUUUAAGGGUUUGUUGUGAACUCAGAGACUCGUUCAGCUGUUGGCGUCCAACAUGAAGUCUGUUUCCUCUUUAGUUCUUUAUAUUUAAGAGUCCACUGAUCACCUCUGACCUGCUCACUGCUCAUCAUGUCGUCUCUAAAACAACAGAUAUUAUUAUUUAGUUUGUGAAGAACACAUCGCUCCUCUUCCUCGUCAUGUUGUUAACUUCAUUGUGUCGCUUUGAAGACGAUGAAUAAAAGAGUUUGGUUUCAUCUGA
This is a messenger RNA of Anoplopoma fimbria (sablefish), 952 nucleotides long. RefSeq names its product signal recognition particle 19 (gene srp19). NCBI's taxonomy places the organism in Eukaryota, Metazoa, Chordata, Actinopteri, Perciformes, Anoplopomatidae. The transcript has 5 exons. Gene Ontology annotation, biological process: SRP-dependent cotranslational protein targeting to membrane; SRP-dependent cotranslational protein targeting to membrane, signal sequence recognition. Gene Ontology annotation, cellular component: signal recognition particle, endoplasmic reticulum targeting. Gene Ontology annotation, molecular function: 7S RNA binding. The record is from RefSeq and is a predicted model, not a curated record. The coding region runs from base 163 to 588 and encodes 141 amino acids.